CUCACAUUGUCGAAGAGGAGAAAAGAUAGGGAAGAUGAAGAAAUGGGUGUGAAUCAUGGGAAAUAGAGACUAUACAUGGGAGAGAGAAUAUACAUAGGAGAUAGAGUAUACAUGGAGGAGAGAGAAUAUGCAUGGGAAAAAAGUAUGCAUGGAAGAGAAAAAAAUACAUAAAUAUGUAUUAUUAUGUGUGUAUAUAUAUAUAAUGUAAGGGUUAAAUUGUAAAUAGCUACUAAUAUUAGUGAAAAUAUUGAGUUCAAUAGAUUUUCUUUUGUAAAAAAUGAAAUAUUCAAGAUAUUAACCUAAUAAUCUCAAGGACUUUUAUGUAGAAAUCCCAAACUGAUUCAUGUAACCCAAUGGGCCGAAAAUACUGGGCCAUUAAUCGAGAAAAUUUCAGGGGCCAAUAUUUUCGACUUGUGGCCCUCCGACCAAUAUAAAUUGAAAAAUACGACGAAUUUGAAAAAAUCCUCAACGGUCGAAUUGAGUAUUCAUUCUCUCAUUGCAGAAUCGCACUCUCCAUCUUGAAUUCAAUCGACAAUGGGCACGAUUAAACGAUCGAAAUCCUCUUCUGAACGCCAAAAUUGGGAGAAAAUCUUCAGCGCUUUGGUUCGGAUGCUAGAGACUCAACAGAAACAGCUCGAAACUCUCGUUAAAGAGCGAAAACUUCUUGAAGAUCGCAUCCGAAUGCAACACAAUCGGUGGAUCUCAGAUACUCGUCUUUACGAAGAUUUUAUCUGCCAGUUGAAAGGGGAUUUGGUUUUACGAGAUAGGGAACGCUCCCUCGAGGCAUCAAAGUUAGAUUUGAACAUGAGUUUGAAACAGAGAGACAGUUUCCUUUGUCAAAUCAUAUCAGAAUACACGAACGACGAGUUGCAAGAUUUCAAAGAAUUAUUUAGCCUGCUCUCUACUAAAAUCACCGAUCCAUCUGAUGUUACUUCAAGAAGCUCAUUGCAUAGUGGAAAAUCUAACGAAAGAAAACGAAAUUCUAAAACCUUGAAUAUCGAGGUACAGAGAUUACAAAAUGCAAAUGAAAAGCUUCAAUCAGAAAGGAGUUCUGAGGUAACUGCACUUCUGGCAGAGAAGACGUUUGUAUGGAAUCAGUACAACAUUAUGGAGAAUGACUACAAAAGUAAAUUAAGGCAUGAGCGUACAGAAGUUGAACUAGCAUGUACAAAGAUUGAAAAUCUUCUUGCUAAUAUGGAACGACUUCAAUCUUUGAAUGAUGAAAAAGAUUGUACAAUUGGAGCCUUAGAAAGCAAGUUGGAAAAGAUGGGGAUUGAUUCUAGAAAAUUGAAUGAUGAAAUUUCUAGAAUCUCACAUGAACUGGAAGUCUUAAGAAAGCAUAAUGGUGCAUCAGUUACACCUAUGUUAAACCGAUGCACAUCUGGCUAUAGAAUAUUUGGCUUCGGAGUGAAGGAAAAAGAGAAGGGUAGUGGUAAUAACAUCAUUGUGAGGAAAAAAGCAUCUUCCGAGACCAGAAAGCUUGAAUAUGAUGAAACAGAUAGAAGAAUGGCCAAGAUUCCAAGUAUGGCAAGCAGAGGCCUUGGUGGUGGAGUUAUGGAAGCCAAGGCUUGUUCUGCCCAUCCUUGUUUCCAUGCUGGCCCUCUUCUUUCUCUUAUAAACCAACCCAUUUCUCCCUAG
Messenger RNA from Benincasa hispida (wax gourd), 1638 nucleotides. The record is from RefSeq and is a predicted model, not a curated record. NCBI's taxonomy places the organism in Eukaryota, Viridiplantae, Streptophyta, Magnoliopsida, Cucurbitales, Cucurbitaceae.